Molecule: messenger RNA, 5643 nt
Organism: Maudiozyma saulgeensis
Lineage: Eukaryota; Fungi; Ascomycota; Saccharomycetes; Saccharomycetales; Saccharomycetaceae
Source: the annotation of a GenBank genome assembly
AUGAGCUAUAAUCAGGAUCAGAACUAUAAUACGAACGGUAUUCAACCGUCUGAUCAAAUGCAACAACAACAGGAUAUGUUAUAUGAUGACUAUGGUAAUCCAAUCAAUCCAGAUGCUGCUUACUAUCAAAAUGAUCCAUAUUACCAACAAUCAAAUGGUGGUCCACAAAUGAAUAAUAAUAACAACGAUAUGGAAAAUUUUUCUGAUUUUAGUAGUUAUGGUCCACCACAACCUGGUACACCUUAUGGUAAUGGUCAAAAUAUGGGUUAUCCAAUGGAUCCUCAAUCUAUGCAACAACCAUCAAUGCAACAACAGCAACAACAGUAUACUCCAUCACAAUUAUCUUAUGGUGAUGGUAUGAUGGGUAACUAUGCAGAUUCAGGCGCAUCAACUCCUGGGAUGAUGUAUGACCCAAAUGCAAUUGCAAUGGCUUUACCAAAUGAACCGUAUCCUGCUUGGACUGCUGAUACUCAAGCACCUGCAACAAUUGAACAAAUCGAAGAUGUCUUCAUUGAUUUAGCUAAUAAGUUUGGGUUUCAACGUGAUUCUAUGAGAAAUAUGUUUGAUCAUUUUAUGGUUUUAUUGGAUUCACGUUCUUCAAGAAUGUCUCCUGAUCAAGCUUUAUUGUCUUUACAUGCUGAUUAUAUCGGUGGUGAUACUUCAAACUAUAAAAAAUGGUAUUUUGCUGCUCAAUUAGAUAUGGAUGAUGCCGUUGGUUUCAGAAAUAUGAAUAUUGGUAAAUUAUCAAGAAAAGCACGUAAAUGGAAGAAGAAGAAGAAGAAGGAAAUGAAAGAAGCUUUAGAAAAUGGUGAAAAUACUGAAGAAACUUUAGAAAAAAUCGAAGGUGAUAAUACUUUAGAAGCUGCUGAUUUUAGAUGGAAAGCAAGAAUGAAUGCUUUAACUCCUUUAGAACGUGUACGUCAUAUUGCAUUAUACCUAUUAAUAUGGGGUGAAGCUAAUCAAGUUAGAUUUACUUCAGAAUGUCUUUGUUUCAUUUAUAAAUGUGCUUUAGAUUAUUUAGAAUCUCCAUUAUGCCAACAACGUCCUGAUCCAAUUCCAGAAGGUGAUUAUUUAAAUAGAGUUAUUACUCCAUUAUAUCGUUUCAUUAGAAAUCAAGUUUAUGAAAUCGUUGAUGGUCGUUACGUUAAACGUGAAAAGGAUCAUAAUGAAAUUAUUGGAUAUGAUGAUGUUAAUCAAUUAUUCUGGUACCCUGAAGGUAUCUUAAAAAUUAUCUUUGAAGACGGUACUAAAUUAGUUGAAUUACCUGCAGAAGAACGUUAUUUAAGAUUAGGUGAUAUUGUAUGGGAUGAUGUUUUCUUUAAGACUUUUAAAGAAACAAGAUCUUGGUUACAUAUGGUUACAAAUUUCAAUCGUAUUUGGAUUAUGCACAUUUCAAUUUAUUGGAUGUACUGUGCUUAUAACGCUCCAACCUUUUAUACCCAUAAUUAUCAACAAUUGGUAAACAACCAACCUUUAGCGGCUUAUAGAUGGGCUUCUGCUGCACUAGGUGGGUCCGUUGCUUCCUUUAUUCAAUUAUUUGCUACUAUUUGUGAAUGGAUGUUUGUUCCAAGAAAAUGGGCUGGUGCUCAACAUUUAUCAAGAAGAUUUUGGUUCUUAUGUGUUAUCCUUGGUAUUAAUUUAGGUCCUAUCAUCUUUGUCUUUGCUUAUGAUAAAGAUACUGUUUAUUCUGUUGCUGCUCAUGCCGUUGCUGCUGUAACAUUCUUCAUAGCUGUUGGUACUAUCAUUUUCUUUAGUGUUAUGCCAUUAGGUGGUUUAUUUACUCCUUAUAUGAAGAAAAAUACUAGACGUUAUGUGGCUUCUCAAACUUUCACUGCUUCUUUUGCACCAUUACAUGGUCUAGAUAGAUGGAUGUCAUAUUUGGUUUGGGUUACCGUGUUUGCCGCUAAAUAUUCAGAAUCUUACUACUUUUUAAUCUUAUCUCUAAGAGAUCCAAUGAGAAUCCUAUCUACAAUGGAUAUGAGAUGUACUGGUGAAUAUUGGUGGGGUAAUAAGAUUUGUAGACAUCAAGCUAGAAUCACUAUGGGUUUAAUGAUCGCUACAGAUUUCAUUUUAUUCUUCUUAGAUACUUAUUUGUGGUAUAUUAUCGUCAAUUGUAUCUUCUCCAUUGGUAGAUCUUUCUAUUUAGGUAUUUCCAUUUUAACUCCUUGGAGAAAUAUUUUCACUAGAUUACCAAAGAGAAUUUAUUCAAAGAUUUUGGCUACUACUGAUAUGGAAAUUAAAUAUAAACCAAAGGUUUUAAUUUCUCAAGUUUGGAAUGCUAUUGUUAUCUCUAUGUAUAGAGAACAUUUAUUAGCUAUCGAUCAUGUUCAAAAAUUAUUAUACCAUCAAGUUCCAUCUGAAAUUGAAGGUAAGAGAACUUUGAGAGCUCCAACAUUUUUCGCAUCUCAAGAUGAUAACAAUUUCGAAACUGAAUUUUUCCCACGUAAUUCUGAAGCUGAACGUCGUAUUUCUUUCUUCGCUCAAUCUUUAGCCACUCCAAUCCCAGAACCAUUACCUGUCGACAACAUGCCAACAUUUACUGUUUUAACUCCUCAUUACGCUGAAAGAAUCUUACUAUCACUAAGAGAAAUUAUUCGUGAAGAUGAUCAAUUCUCAAGAGUCACCUUGUUGGAAUACUUGAAACAAUUACACCCAGUCGAAUGGGAUUGUUUCGUUAAGGAUACCAAGAUUCUUGCUGAAGAAACUGCUGCUUAUGAUAAUGAUGAAAAUGAUCCUGAGAAGGAUGAAGGUCUAAAGGCUCAAAUUGAUGAUUUACCAUUCUAUUGUAUUGGUUUCAAAUCUGCUGCUCCAGAAUAUACUUUACGUACACGUAUCUGGGCUUCCUUGAGAUUCCAAACUUUGUAUCGUACCGUGUCUGGUUUCAUGAACUAUUCUAGGGCUAUUAAACUGUUAUACCGUGUGGAAAAUCCCGAGAUUGUCCAAAUGUUCGGUGGUAACGCUGAAGGUUUAGAGAGAGAAUUAGAAAAGAUGGCCAGAAGAAAAUUCAAGUUUUUGGUUUCCAUGCAAAGAUUGGCUAAAUUUAAACCACAUGAAUUAGAAAAUGCUGAAUUUUUAUUAAGAGCUUACCCAGAUUUACAAAUUGCUUAUUUGGAUGAAGAACCUCCAUUAAAUGAAGGUGAUGAACCAAGAAUUUAUUCUGCUCUAAUCGAUGGUCACAGUGAAAUUUUAGAAAAUGGUCGUAGACGUCCAAAAUUCAGAGUCCAAUUAUCAGGUAAUCCAAUCUUAGGUGAUGGUAAAUCUGAUAACCAAAAUCAUGCUUUGAUUUUCUACAGAGGUGAAUACUUACAAUUGAUUGAUGCUAAUCAAGAUAAUUACUUAGAAGAAUGUUUAAAGAUUAGAUCUGUCCUUGCUGAAUUCGAAGAAUUAAACGUUGAACAAGUUAACCCUUACGCCCCAGAAUUGAAAUAUGAAGAACAAGCUACAAAUCACCCUGUCGCUAUCGUUGGUGCCAGAGAAUAUAUUUUCUCUGAAAACUCUGGUGUUCUUGGUGAUGUUGCUGCAGGUAAGGAACAAACGUUCGGUACAUUAUUCUCUCGUACAUUGGCUCAAAUUGGUGGUAAAUUACAUUAUGGUCAUCCCGAUUUUAUCAAUGCUACUUAUAUGACUACAAGAGGUGGUGUUUCUAAAGCACAAAAGGGUUUACAUUUGAAUGAAGAUAUUUACGCUGGUAUGAACGCACUAUUACGUGGUGGUCGUAUUAAGCAUUGUGAAUAUUAUCAAUGUGGUAAAGGUAGAGAUUUAGGUUUUGGUACUAUUUUGAAUUUCACAACAAAGAUUGGUGCUGGUAUGGGUGAACAAAUGCUUUCCCGUGAAUACUAUUAUCUAGGUACUCAGCUUCCAAUUGAUCGUUUCUUAACUUUCUAUUAUGCGCACCCUGGUUUCCAUUUGAAUAAUUUAUUUAUUCAAUUAUCUGUCCAAAUGUUUAUGUUGACUCUGGUUAACUUGCACGCUCUAGCUCAUGAAUCUAUUAUCUGUAUAUAUGAUAGAAACAAGCCAAUUACUGAUGUCUUGUAUCCAAUUGGUUGUUACAAUUUGUCACCAGCUAUUGACUGGGUUAGACGUUACACAUUAUCUAUUUUCAUUGUUUUCUGGAUUGCCUUCAUUCCUAUUGUCGUUCAAGAAUUGAUUGAACGUGGUAUUUGGAAGGCAACUCAAAGAUUCUGUCGUCAUUUACUAUCUCUGUCUCCUUUGUUCGAAGUUUUCGCAGGUCAAAUAUAUUCUGCUGCUUUAUUAAGUGAUUUAACUGUAGGUGGUGCUCGUUAUAUUUCUACAGGUAGAGGUUUCGCUACAUCACGUAUUCCAUUUUCCAUUCUAUAUUCAAGAUUUGCUGGAUCAGCUAUUUACAUGGGUUCUAGAUCUAUGCUUAUGUUACUGUUCGGUACAGUUGCUCAUUGGCAAGCUGCUUUGCUUUGGUUCUGGGCUUCUCUAUCUGCUUUGAUGUUUUCUCCAUUCAUUUUUAACCCUCAUCAAUUUUCAUGGGAGGAUUUCUUCUUGGAUUACAGAGAUUACAUUAGAUGGUUAUCAAGAGGUAAUAACAAAUACCAUAGAAACUCCUGGAUUGGUUACGUAAGAAUGUCGAGAUCUCGUAUUACUGGUUUCAAGCGUAAGCUGGUCGGUGAUGAAUCUGAAAAGGCAGCUGGUGAUGCUAGUAGAGCACAAAAGAAGAAUGUUAUUUUUGCCGAGAUUUUCCCAACAGCGGUAUACGCUGCUGGUUGUUUCAUUGCGUUUACAUUUAUUAACGCGCAAACUGGUGUUCAGGUCGGUGAUGAAGGCAGAGUCAACUCUACACUUCGUGUUAUUAUCUGUACUUUGGCUCCAAUCGGUAUCGAUCUAGGUGUUCUUUUCUUCUGUAUGGGUAUGUCUUGUUGUUCCGGUCCAUUGUUCGGAAUGUGUUGUAAGAAGACUGGGUCUGUUAUGGCUGGUAUCGCCCACGGUGUUGCCGUUGUUAUUCAUAUUGCUUUCUUCAUUGUUAUGUGGGUUUUGGAAGGUUUCAAUUUCGCCAGAAUGUUACUUGGUGUUGUUACCUGUAUGCAAUGUCAAAGAUUUAUUUUCCAAUUAAUGACUGUAUUUUUGUUAACUCGUGAAUUUAAGAAUGAUCAUGCUAAUACUGCAUUCUGGACAGGUAAAUGGUACGGUAAGGGUCUUGGUUAUGCAGCUUGGACUCAACCAACUAGAGAAUUGACCGCCAAGGUUAUUGAAUUAUCUGAGUUUGCUGCCGAUUUUGUUUUAGGACAUAUUAUUUUAAUUUGCCACCUACCAUUCCUUUUGAUCCCACAAAUUGACAAGUUCCACUCUGUUAUGUUAUUCUGGUUGAAACCAUCUCGUCAAAUCCGUCCUCCAAUUUACUCAUUGAAACAAGCUCGUUUACGUAAGCGUAUGGUAAAGAAAUAUGCUUCAUUAUACUUCUGCAUUUUGGUCAUCUUUGCCGCUUGUAUCAUUGCUCCAGCUGUCGCAUCUGGAUAUGUCCCACAGAAAAUUGGUGGAUCCUUGACCGGUGUUGCUCAAAACUUAUUCCAACCAAGAAAUGUUAGUAACAACGAUACUGGUUAUCAAAUAUCCACAUAUGUAAGUCACUGGUAUACGCAUACACCAAGUAUAAAAUCUUGGUCUACUACUAAAUAG